This is a messenger RNA of Drosophila obscura, 2227 nucleotides long. RefSeq names its product tensin-3 (gene Egfrap). Bases 469 to 1749 code for a protein of 426 amino acids. The transcript has 6 exons. The record is from RefSeq and is a predicted model, not a curated record. Lineage: Eukaryota; Metazoa; Arthropoda; Insecta; Diptera; Drosophilidae.
AAAAUAUGGUAAUUAAAAAGUGAACAAAAAGUCUUUCAAAAUAUGCACAAAAUUAAUUUUUGAACAAAGACACCAAAUAAAAAUAGUUUUCGUUAUUAUUUUGUAUGAAAAUUGUGAAAUGUGGCUUUAAGUGUUUCCCAAUAUUUUCAAAAAUCAAACUUCGUGCAAAGAUCAUUGAACAAAGACUUAUUUCAUGCACAUAUUGGUUUUGGGCCUGGCCGAGUGACCUUUCCAUUCGUUGCGUUGAACUGCAACCUGUUGCUGGCAUUUGUGGACACUUUUCCAAGCGGAUGGAAAUCCCACACGAAGAGCAAAGAGCUGCUCUGUGCUGUGCUUUGUGUGUACACUCCCAGUCUCUCAUUUAAAUAAGAUGCGCUAAAGGGUUGGGCACGCCACAAACAGCAGCGUACGGAUAUAAAUAUAAAUAUACAUAAAUAUAUAUAUUUGAGAGGAGCCCUACCCAUAUUCAUGGCCAUGCAGGAUAUAAGGCUACGCCUGGAACCGCAGCUCAGUACAGUCACAGCCACCUUCACAUCGUCCUCGUCCUCAGCCUGCUCCUCCACGUCAUCGUCAUCGAACACGGCUGAGACGACGCUGAUUGAGUCGGCCCCGAAGUCGCCCAUUGCCACAGAGCAGAUCUUCAGUGAGGCAGCUGCUGGUGCAGGCACAGCGACCACAGUGAAUACAUCUCCGCAGCAUUAUUUCCAUCAUCAUCAUCAUCCGCACCAGCAUCCACGCCCUCAGUUGCAGCAGCACACGCACACGCACUCGCAUCCGCACCAUCCCAGACGCCACGUGGAGCAGCUGCAGCUGGUGCACAGCCACCACAAUGCCCAAGAGCUGCCCGAGCAGGAGCACCAGCAUCAGCUGCAACUGCCGCGCUCCCCCAGCUCCGAGGAGGAUAAUUCACCCACAGAAAUGAAUAAUUGCCGUCGUUUGGUUGAUAAACCGCCGCUGGUGAAACGACUCACCAUGGGCAUUGGCCUGCUCCGGGGCACCGAGGACAGCCGCCCACUGGUGCACAACACAUGCGGCUCCUCCCUGAACUCGGGCUCAUCGCAGACCAUUUCGGAUGGCUAUGUGAACGAGGCCAUCUGCGAGCCGGACAAGUAUGUGGCCAGCAAAUUUGGCGACUCGUGUCGCCAAUCGCUCACCGCCCUGGAAACGGCCACCCAGCGCCUGCAGGUGGAGCUGCCCGGCAACAAGAAGUAUUUGCGAGAGACAUGCAGCGCUAACUCCAGUCCGAAACUGUUUUCCGCCAACGGAUCGCUGCGUCUGGAUAAUCUCAGCCUGGCCGAGCAGCAGGAGCUUAAAGGGGCCGCCUGGUUCCAAGCGGGCAUUCCGCGCGAGAUCUCACUGGAGGUGCUCUCCCGCCAGAGUCCCGGCGCCUUCCUGGUGCGUCAGAGCAGCACCAAGCCAGGCUGCUUUGCUCUGUCGCUGCGUGUGCCGCCGCCAUCGCCGCGUGUGGCCCACUAUCUGAUCCUCAGGACACAGCGGGGCUACAAAAUCAAGGGCUUCACCAAGGAGUUUAGUUCGCUGAAAGCGCUGAUUACCCAUCACUCGGUGAUGCCGGAGCUCCUGCCCGUGCCACUGACGCUGCCCAGGCCGGCGCACGUGCGUUCCCACGCCCAGUCACAGGCACAGGUGUAUGGGAGGGGUGGUGGCAGCGGCGGCGGCGGUGGCGGGGACUUCGAAAUGUACGGCUCGCUGAAUGAUUUUCGCAACAUGAUGGCCGAUUUGAAUGUGUGACCGUUGGGCGCACUUAAUUAAUUAAGUAAUUAUGUCACGUUGAUUGAAUUAAGCCGCCUGGCUUGUCAUAUUGUCCGGGGUCGCGACGAGAUGUGGAAUGAUGCGGUCCUGUCUGGACAGGAUAACAAUCUGUUUAAUUUGCGUAAUUGGCUGUGCUGACGGUUGACGUGGCUACCAAUAAAUGAGCCUGGGCCGAUGCCACUGCCGAUCCAUCUGUUCGCCAGGUGCUACAAAAAUUUGCAAAAAAUGUUAUGAAAAUUGAUAAUAAAAUCAGCCACCGAGCGGCGGGGGCGGGACUGUGGUCACGGCUGGGCAGACGGUCAGAUAGGGAGGGUUGGGGGAAAGAGGGUACUCAUGUAAGCGAACACACAAACAAACAAACAAAAAUAAAGAAUGUGCUCAAAUCAUUUUUAUGAAAUGAUUUUAUGAUUAAAAAAGUGCAAAACAAAAAAAUAUGCAAUAUGUAUACGCAAACAGA